GAACUUUUUUUGCGACAGCUUGCGCACCGACUUAGCAGCGCAAGAACGACCCACGCAGACUCUGAGCGAGCUGCAACGCUCCGUCUGGCAAAACUAUGUCGUCCGACCAGGAAAUUGGCGCGCCCUUCACGCUGGCUUCAUUGCCGCACUCAAUAAGCUCCCGCGACGGGCGCACACAUGCUGCCAGCGUCUGCAGCAUCAGCGGCAACAAGAAGAGGAAGCGGACCGAGAUUGCGAUUGGACUGGACGGGGAGGGGAUUUCAAUCUAUAGUCUGCAAAACCCUCAAUUAGUUACUUCGUACGCUCUGCCGCCGCAGACUUCCUUCGCAUCCGCUCCGUUCUCCGUAUAUCACAAGGGCUCAUCCAAGAGAGCCUCCCACCGCUACACGUAUGCAUUUGUUUCUCAGAACACACCGGGCGCAAAACCUCACCUCGUGUGCUUCGCUGAAGAGAUCCGCAAAGACUCCACCGCGGACACAGUCAAGACAACUUAUACGCCGUCGGACACCUCGCAGAGGAUCGUAUCUAUCGAUGUCGUCCCCGUCCCCGCUGGAGCAUCUCAACAGAAUACGUCACACGAAGUCCUGGUCAUCUUUGGAAAUGGCGAUGUUAUUUGCCUGUCAUCCGACCUUGAGGUGGUGAGAUGGGUCGCAAGCAUCUCUAACCUCGCACUAUCCUCAAAAAAUGCUUUUGAGAUUGAGCAUGCAUCCAUCAACCCGGCAAGAGCUCUCACCCGCGGCUUGUUGAACAACCGCGGAGACAUAGUCGCCGUUCUGAACCCUUCGUUGGACGAGAAGUCAGACCUUCUGGAUCUCACUCAUGUCAUGUCUGUGAUUGGCCGCGAGGCGGAUGGUCGCAGGAUGGUCGCUCUGUUCCAACUCCAACCUCGCUCGCCCGAUCUCUUAUCUAGCCGCCUACCGCCGCUGAAGCACCUCUCCGCUUGGGAACUACCAGCAUCGAACUUGGGAUCUGCACCUGAAGCUGGAACCCACCAAUUUGUCAUCCAUGCGAGCAACGGAACUAUUCACUGCCUGAGCAGCACCGGACUUGUUAGCUAUGAUUUCUCUGGAACCGUUCCAAAGAUCUCAUCCGAACUGAGCAAAUCCACUCUCCCCGUCGACUCAUUCCUGCGCAUCUCACAAGACCUGUUGCUUACAACUUCGCAAUCAGCUUGCCAAAUCGUCAACGUCAAGUACAACUCCGUCCACGCGGAGCGAUCGGUCGAAACGAGCACCCAAAGCCCUACAAAAGAAGGCCGAAAGCGAAAGCACACUGGACCCGAAUCUGAAGAGUCCACAUUGAAGGCUCCUGCAUUGAUUGCCUACUACGCUGAUCAAGGAUUAGCUGUGGGUACUUGGAACAGCGAGCUUGUUGGGUUCCAACUUGGCGAAAGUACCAGGCGCAAGCGCGUGAAAUCGCAGGGCGCCCGGCUGAUCGAUUCGCUUGGAAGGGGCAUUGCAGCAAAAACAGAAAACGAUCAAGAGGACAUGGCAAAAUGGCGAGAGCGAGUUCCUAAACUUGACAAGUACGCCCGCAAGGGAGAAGUCGCCAGGUUUGAGGAGAUUUUUGCAGCCGAAUUAGGUGUGAAACUCGAACCCGGAUCUGGAGCUGAGGAAAAGCUAGUCAACGGAAACGAAGUGAACGGGACGAAUGGAGAGCCAAGCUCCGACCUUCCACGCAAGUGGAUACUUUCCAAGAUCCUUUCGAAGACACUGUCCGCGGCCAAGCGAUCUCGACACCAACAGUAUGCGGCAUACGCGUUGAGCAGGAUAUUUGAAUGGGUAGAUUCGCCCUCAUCACACGGUCCGAGCGGAUACUUGAAGGUCCAAUUCUUCCCUCCCAAUGUGUUCGAAUGGCUCAUGCAUUCUGGAAACCUUACGAAAGAAUCCAUCCGCCGCGCUCUCCUAGACGACCCCUCCACCAAUCUUGGCAUCACCACGCCCUUCCGCGAUGGCGACAUCGUUCGCGCUGUUGUAAAUUUCGACCCAGAGCUACAUAUACUCUCAGCAAUCUUGAACCACAGCCACUUUUUGCCGGUGGGCGAAGUGGUCCAGGCGGUGAAGUUUCUGAUGCAGAGCCUCGACGACCAGCCCAAGCCUGAGAACACCAAGCUGCUCACAAAUGGGGCCGAAGCGAAUGGAACUUCCAUGGACGUGGACAUUGCGUCGGAACUAGACGCGGCAUCGCAUGAAAUAGAUCGUGCUUUGGCAAUGCUUGACAAUGGACUGGCAAUCAUGAGUGGCACACUCCGACCAGCGCUGAUGCGCCUCCACACAUUCUCCCCGAACGCCAUCAGCUCCACACUACGUACCAUGCUUUCGCGACACGAUCUCGAAUCGUUGAUCAAGGUGCUUCACUACGAGCUGAAGAACGGUGGCUGGACCGCUCCCUACGACUUCGGCGAUUCCGACGAAGUCGAGAGCGAACCCUCCUCCGAGGAAAUCGACGACAGCGCAGUCGCCAUCAUCGCUUCUCUCCUGAGCUGCACCCUCGAUGCCAUCGGCCCAGCCCUCUGGCUCACCUCGGUGGGCGACACCUCGACCGACGAGCUCAUCCAAGAGCUGCGCGAAGACGCCGAGGAAGCCCUCACCGGCUUCUGGGAAGCACGCUACAUCCGCGGCAUCCUGAGCGAGCUCCUACGGUACAGCUCGCAGCUGCCGAAAUCGCAGAAGCCGAGCAGCAAGGCGCUUGAGAAGCAAGGCAAGCCGUUCGCGCUCGACACCAAGCUCAACGAACUGCCCAUACUGCCGCUGGGCUCGAAGCCAGAUCUCGGCAUCAAGAAGACGAAGGCGGGCAAGGGCGGACAAAGAAAGGAGCGCAGCGCAAGGGAGAUGGGGAUGCUGAUCAGCAAGCGCGUGCCCAAGUACAGCUUCGAGAGGAUUGCGAUAUAGAUAGACAGUGUAGUUACAAGGUGCAUACGAAGACAGUGAAGAUCCCAUUUUCCAGCCGC
This is a messenger RNA of Paraphaeosphaeria sporulosa, 2950 nucleotides long. RefSeq lists its product as uncharacterized. The record is from RefSeq and is a predicted model, not a curated record. The coding region runs from base 96 to 2891 and encodes 931 amino acids. The transcript is spliced from 2 exons. NCBI's taxonomy places the organism in Eukaryota, Fungi, Ascomycota, Dothideomycetes, Pleosporales, Didymosphaeriaceae.